CAGUUUGUCACCGUACCGGAAUUGUAAAAGUCAGCUCUGAAAUUGAGCAUUUCGUCUCAUGGCGAAGUGAUGCGAUGGUGCUUGUGCUGUCUGCACAUUGAAGGUCAUAAGCAUCAAAGGACAUGGCGAUGUCUAGAGGGGCUGUGGCGCUGAAAACCGUAAAGAAAAUCGUGGUGGCGUUUUGUCCUUUCGAGUCGAAUGCUAAGGCAUCAAGGGAAUUUCUGUCUUUAGUUGGAAGUGAAAAAACCAGAAUGACAAAUCUCAAUUGUGAGCUCACAGUUAACAUCAAGCAUGACAAAUCAGAGCCCGUGAUAGAUGUUACGUUUGUUGAUGGAGAAAAACUACUAAUGAACGGAGCAAAUUUGACAAGUAAAGAAAUGCUGUCUGCCUUCACUUCAAGAUGCACCGUAAAGGAGUCACAAGUGAUGGAAGGAACAAAGAAAUAA
Molecule: messenger RNA, 446 nt
Organism: Polypterus senegalus (gray bichir)
Lineage: Eukaryota; Metazoa; Chordata; Cladistia; Polypteriformes; Polypteridae
Gene: mrpl53
Product: mitochondrial ribosomal protein L53
Exons: 3
Coding region: 123-446 (107 amino acids)
Cellular component (GO): mitochondrial large ribosomal subunit
Source: RefSeq, a predicted model, not a curated record